ACUACUCAAAACCAUAUUCUCGUUUACAAACUUCUACUUUAAUUCACUUCACUUGCCUGUGUAUUUUCUUGUCCUGAAUACAAGAAAUGGCGGAAGGAGUUCUCUUCAACAUUGCCGAAGGGAUCAUUGGAAGGCUUGGCUCCCUUGCUUUCCAAGAGAUUGGACUGAUUUGGGGUGUCCAAGAUGAGCUCUGCAAGCUCCGGGAUACAGUUGCCGGAUUCCAAGCUGUUCUUCUUGACGCUGAGCAAAAGCAAGCCAACAAUGAAGUCAAACAGUGGCUCCAAAGCGUAGAAGACGCAGUUUAUGAAGCUGAUGACUUGCUGGAUGAGUUUAAUGCUGAAGCUCAGCGGAGACAAAUGGUGCCUGGAAAUACUAAGUUGUUAAAGAAGGUGCGUCUUUUCUUUUCUAGCUCAAAUCAACUUGUUUUUGGGCUAAAGAUGGGUCAUAAGAUAAAAGAUAUUAACAAGAGGCUGAGUGAGGUUGCAAAUCGUAGAACCUUUCACUUAGAAGUAAAUCGUGAAGAUACACCAUUUGUAAAGAGAGAGAAGGUCACUCACUCAUUUGUCCGUAAGGAAAAUAUUAUAGGGAGAGAUGAAGAUAAAAUGGCAAUUAUCCAACUUUUGUUGGAUCCCAUCUCAUCUGAGAAUGUGUCCACCAUUUCCAUAGUUGGACUUGGAGGAUUAGGGAAAACUGCACUUGCGCAACUCAUAUUCAACGAGGAGGUGAUUCAAAGUCAUUUUGAGUUGAAAAUAUGGACAUGUGUCUCUAAUGUAUUUGAGUUGGAUGUAGUUGUUAAGAAAAUCCUUCAAUCCGAGCAUAAUGGGAUAGAGCGGUUGCAAAAUGAUCUUAGAAAAAAAGUAGAUGGGAAGAAGUACCUACUUGUGUUGGAUGACGUGUGGAAUGAGGAUAAAAAGAAGUGGCUUAACUUGGAGAACUUGUUAAUGGGUGGUGGAGAAGGUAGCAGAAUACUAAUAACCACUCGUAGUAAAAAAGUUGCGACGAUACCAGACUUAGCUAAACCAUACACCUUAAAGGGUUUGAAUGAGGAGCAAAGUUGGUCUUUAUUUAAGAAAAUGGCUUAUAAAGAUGGAAAGGAGCCAGAGAAUUCAACAAUUAAGGCAGUUGGGAAGGAAGUUACUGGAAAAUGUCAGGGAGUUCCACUCGCUAUAAGGACGAUAGGUGGGAUGUUGUUCGCCAAAGAUGACGAAACAUAUUGGUUGAAUUUCAAAGAAAAGAACCUUUCAAAAAUAAAUCAAGAAGAAAAUGAUAUUUUGCCAACACUUAAAUUGAGUUAUGAUGUGCUCCCAUCACAUUUGAAGCAUUGUUUUGCUUAUUGUAGCUUGUUCCCACCUGAUUAUGAGAUCUCUGUACAGAGAUUGAUUAUACUUUGGGUGGCCCAAGGGUUCAUUAAGUCAUCCGAUGAAAACGAAGGUUUGGAGGAUGUUGCGUAUGAAUAUUAUAGGGAGUUAUUGCAGAGAUCAUUUUUUCAAGAAGAAAAAACAAAUGAGUUUGGUAUAAUAAAAAGUUGUAAAAUGCAUGAUCUUAUGAAUGAACUUGCAAUCUCCGUGUCGGGGGUUAGAAGCAUAGUAGUUGAGCCAAACCAAAAGAAUUUUCAUGGAAAGCUUUGUCAUGUAUCUUUCAAUUUUGAUAUUGAUUUGUCGAAAUGGGAAGUGCCAACAUCCUUGCUAAAAGCAAGCAAGAUACGAACCUUUCUUUUUCUUCGGCAACAAAGUUGGUAUGAUCACCAAAGUUCCUCAAGUAAUGCAUUUUAUACUACAAUUGUUUCAAAUUUUAGGUCAUUACGGAUGUUUAGUCUCAAUAAAUUAGGAAUUACAACAUUACCUAAUUGUCUUAGAAAAAUGAAACAUUUGAGAUAUCUUGAUCUUAGUGAGAAUUCCAUGGAGAGACUUCCAGAUUGGAUGGUUGGACUUUCGAAUUUGGAAACACUAGAUCUCAGUUGGUGUGGUAGGCUUGUGGAAUUGCCUAGAGACAUUAAAAAAAUGAUCAACUUAAGGCAUCUCAUCUUGGAAGGGUGUUGGGAAUUGAGUGGAAUGCCACGUGGAAUUGGUGAAUUGAAUGGCGUUCGUACAUUGAAUAGAUUUGUUUUGAGCGAAAGCAAUUGUUUGGGGAGGGGCGGUAGUGCUGGUCUUGCUGAGCUGGGGACCCUUAAGGAAUUAAGGGGAAAGUUACUCAUUGGCAAUUUGAGGCAUGUGGUGUCAGAAUCAAAUGUUGGUACACCUCUCAAGGACAAACACCAUCUUUGUUCGUUGGAUUUAAUCUGGAAAGAGGGAGAAGAUAUAAGCGCGGUUGAUGAGGAGGAUAUUAUAAAGUCAAUGGAAGUAUUGCAACCCCAUUCUAAACUAAAGCAGUUGGAAGUGUGGGGUUAUGGUGGUGUGAGGUUUGCGAGUUGGUUUUCUUCUCUCAUAAAUAUUGUUAAUCUCCGAUUAAUGUGGUGUAAGAGAUGCCAACGUCUUCCGCCCUUGGAUCAUUUGCCUUCCCUUAAGAAACUUGAACUUCAUGGGUUGGAGAAGUUGGAGUACAUGUCAGAGAAUGAGAGCAGUAAUAGUAUGAGUGAUGAGAUGAUGAGGAUCUCAUUCUUUCCCUCCCUGGAGACACUCGAGUUAUACAAUUGCCCUGUUCUGAAGGGAUGGUGGAGGGCCCACACUCAUAACAAUGCUUCUUCUUCUUCAUCAACGGAAAAUCUGUCGUUGCCUUAUUUUCCUCGUCUUUCUACAUUGUGGAUCAUGAAUUGCCCCAUGUUAAGCGAAAGAUGCAAGAAAGAAAAAGGUGAGGACUGGCCUAAGAUUGCUCACAUCCCACACAUUAACAUUGAUUAAGUCCUAUAUGCAGCGAAUGGGGCGUCAACCUUUUGGAUUCCAUAUGUGAUGGCCAUGUUGACUGCUUGGAGUGGUUGUUUAUGUUUGCUCUUUUUUUUUUUUUUUUUUGAUCAUCAGGGUUUAGGUACUAUGUCCCCCCUGUUGUAAUGUUUUUUCUUCAGUAAUAUAAUAUGGGCGUGAGGGCCUAGCCCCCCAGCUUUGACUGGGUUCCAGCCCUCUUUAAA
Messenger RNA from Pyrus x bretschneideri (Chinese white pear), 3061 nucleotides. Its product is annotated as disease resistance protein RGA2. Gene Ontology annotation, molecular function: ADP binding; protein binding. Lineage: Eukaryota; Viridiplantae; Streptophyta; Magnoliopsida; Rosales; Rosaceae. The coding region runs from base 87 to 2837 and encodes 916 amino acids. The transcript has 3 exons. The record is from RefSeq and is a predicted model, not a curated record. Gene Ontology annotation, biological process: defense response to other organism.